CCAGAAACAAAUAUUUCCCUCUCUCAGCAGGUGCCCACCUCUCUUCUUGUUUAAUCAGUUUCUGCGCUCACCAGUAUGAAUGAUUACUUUUAAUAUUCUUCAUAUCCCUACUUUUCAAAUCUCUCUCAUCUCUCUGCCAGCUUCUUUCAUAGUUAAAGGUACCAACCCCACAUCACCUUCUGUACAUACAUACUAUUGCCAUUCUGAUUCUGAUCACAGAUCCUUAAUUGCCCCAUAGAGAUAUAUAAGUUUCCAAAGCUACCACCUUUCUAGUCAAGACCUUUCUCAUUCUUUCUAGAUCAUCAUGGUGUUCUGCAUAUUAUUCAAAAUGAAAUAAGGAGGACAAAUGUUGGGUAGGGCCAGAGACUCAUAGCCAGCUAGUCUUCUGAAAUGACAUAAAGGUCGGUUGUUGCAGUGUAGCUAGGGAGAUCCAGAGGGAUUGGAUCUCCUAUAGCCUGCAGCAACAAUUUUAUCAAACACUUUGUACAUGGACACUGCCUUCCAGCUCGAUGAAGGCUCUCGCGCCAGUUUUCUUAGACUCAUCAUGCAGUCUUUUGGCUGCUUCUACAUCUGCUUAUGGUCCUAUAUGCCCCCUCCUUCUAACUGCUUAUUCUUUCUUGAUGGUGUCUAUGAUGAAGAAAAUCAACCAAGCUCUUCUUCUGGGAAUCAGGCUCGGAGGCUUUUUGAUGAGUAUCGGCAAUCAAUAUUCAAUGUCGUCGAAAAUGAAUGUGUUCCAGGAUUCGCUUUCAGGAAUAGUCUUCCGAAUCUCGAAUUGCAAGAAAUUGAACUACAAAGACUGGCAUCAAGCGGUGUACAGAGGCGAUUUUAUCAGGAAGCAAGGAUUAAGACUGCAGUUUUCAUGGGGUGCAAGAGUGGAGAGAUUGAGCUUGGCCUCUCAAAUGUGCCUCAAAUAAACAUAAAAAGGGAAAUGAUGAGAAACUGGUUGCCAGAAGCUUUCUCCAGACAAUUAUCACCACAUACAGCAGUUGCCAACAGGCCAAAUAAUCCUGAUCAGCAAAACCCACUUUCAUCCUCCUCCUCAUCUUUUAGAUCACUGUCCACCAUGGACAGCCCUGAAUAUUCCUCCCUCCUCUUCAACAUUCCAACCACCACCACUACUUCUUCUCACAUUAAUAUCCCAGAUGUCUUUACACAACCAGCUCCUAAUCCAUUGCAACCUAUUAAUAUUGUUACUUCAUUAGAACCAAUGCCACCCUUAAAUAUCAUUAGUAGUUCCAUUACUAGUCCUCAUCAACAAGCCUUGCGAGCAUUUUCUCGAAUACGAAACACCCAAUUCCCUGCCCCUGAGAUUGAAGAUGCCGCGAUGACAAGAGCCAUCCUUGCAGUUCUAUCUUCUUCUUCUCCUUCUUCUUCUUCUUCACAUCAGCCACCCCCACAAACUAAUGUUCCACCUUCUUCUUCUACUGCUCACUUUCUCACUCCAAAUACAAGUGCUUUCAAGACUUACAACUCCUCACCUUUAGCCCCAAGAACGCAGACGAGCGCUAAUGUACGCAAGCAAAUCAUGCUCAAGAGAUCCAUUUCCUUCUUGAGAAGUUUGAAUCUAAUGAGACUUCGCGAAGGUAUCCAAGCUACUCGCCCCACUAGCAGUCAGCUUCAUCACAUGAUAUCGGAGCGUAAAAGGCGUGAGAAGCUCAACGAAAGCUUUCAUACAUUGAAAUCACUGCUUCCUCCGGGAACCAAGAAAGACAAAGCAUCGGUGCUUACAACUGCAAGGGAGUACUUGACUAGUUUGAGAGCUCAAGUUGCUGAGCUUAGUAAAAGAAACCAACAGUUGGAGGCAAGGCUUCCUCCAGCUGCCAAAGAAGCUUAUAAUGAAGAAGCAGCAGCUGCAGCAGGCUCCUCAAAUGAAAGAGUUAGUGUUACGCUUACACGAGUAGUAUCCGAAUCAACCCCAGAUCAAGAUCAGCAAAUUUUUGACUUGCAAGUGGUUCUAAGAUCAGUAGAAUGCUGCACUGAAGAUAUGGUGAUUCGAAUAUUGGAAUUCUUGAAGCAGGUUAACAAUGUAAGCUUGAUGUCCAUGGAAGCCAAUACUUGGAUGUCAGGAUCUGAUUCUAACGUCAACCGCGUAAUCUUGAGAUUAAGAGUUGAUCAGGGGACCGAAUGGGACGAGGCUGCCUUCCAGGAAGCAGUGAGAAGGGUGGUUGCUGACUUGGCAUUGAAUAAUUGCCGCAAUCAAUGACUUCUCUCUACACGUUCCAAUAUACACAGCUAGGACUAGACUAGUCAAGAUUUUGAUAUAUGCAUGCAUGGAUGGAUGCCCCUUCUACUUUUGGCCAUGGAUGCCUUUAAAUUUUGACCCUAUCACAUCCGUCAAUCUCCACCGUUAGAUUAGACGACCGAACACAUCAUCACCGUCCAUUCCAUUCAUAUUUUGUGCCUCAUUUGUACAA
Molecule: messenger RNA, 2414 nt
Organism: Prunus avium (sweet cherry)
Lineage: Eukaryota; Viridiplantae; Streptophyta; Magnoliopsida; Rosales; Rosaceae
Product: basic helix-loop-helix (bHLH) DNA-binding family protein
Molecular function (GO): protein dimerization activity
Source: RefSeq, a predicted model, not a curated record